Messenger RNA from Macadamia integrifolia, 1016 nucleotides. Its product is annotated as ER membrane protein complex subunit 4-like. The transcript is spliced from 6 exons. NCBI's taxonomy places the organism in Eukaryota, Viridiplantae, Streptophyta, Magnoliopsida, Proteales, Proteaceae. Gene Ontology annotation, biological process: protein folding in endoplasmic reticulum. Gene Ontology annotation, cellular component: EMC complex. The record is from RefSeq and is a predicted model, not a curated record. The coding region runs from base 75 to 611 and encodes 178 amino acids.
UGGGUGUUAUUGUGUUAAGGUUUGGUAACACUGAGAGAGAGAGAGAGAGAGUCAAGACACGCAGAGCAGAGACGAUGGACAAGGGGAAGGGAGUUUUGGUUCGACGAUGGGCUAUCGAUUUCACCGACAAUUCAACAACUACUUCAUCCCGCGAUAUCCCAGAUCCUCUUGGGUACUCUCGAGCUUCUCAAGAUCAGGACGAUACCGCUGUAAGUAAACAAAAGAAGGAUGCAGAAGCCAAUUGGAAAUCUCAGAAAGCCUGGGAAGUGGCCCAAGCACCUUUCAAGAAUUUAUUAAUGAUGGGAUUUAUGAUGUGGAUGGCUGGAAAUACGGUUCAUUUGUUUAGCAUUGGUAUUACCUUUUCAGCUCUUUGGCAGCCCUUAAAUGCUCUUCAAGGUGUUGGGAAAGUUUUUGAACCUUACAAGGACUCAAAAGUAGAUACUCUUACUCCUAAGUUACUUUUCAUUGCCUUGAACUUGGCCAGUUUGGCAUUGGGUGUCUGGAAGCUGAACACAUUGGGUCUUCUUCCAACACAUGCUUCAGACUGGGUCUCAUCCUUGCCCCCUGCUCAGGAGGUUGAAUAUUCUGGUGGGGGUCUUCCACUCCGUUAAUGCUUGGUUUGGUGCGACUGGCCAACGCCAUUUAUUCAGUCGAGCAGUUCAAGUGGAAAGUUUACCUGCAUGGGUGUGAAGUUUGCUGCUCUUGAAGCUGGUGGAUGUACCAUUCGUGUUUCACCAUCUGAAUAUGGCAUGUGGGUUGAGGUUAUCUCAGUUACAUGGACCACAAUUUUGAUUUCAAUUUCAAUGUCUGGUCUCGGGAAGAGACUCAAUCAUGGUUGUUAUGAUCAUGGAAGUGCUGCUUAUUGAUUUGAUCAUUUAAUGGUACUGCCAUGGCUUUUUUUUUCUCUUAUGAAAUGUACUGUCAUGACUUCAUUUUUAAGAAAGUAUAUCAAACUAUGUAAUUUAUUACUGUGCAGAUUCAUAUAUUUUCUCCCCUAACUUUGGAAGUUGAAACUA